Messenger RNA from Arabidopsis lyrata subsp. lyrata, 1696 nucleotides. Its product is annotated as probable protein phosphatase 2C 78. Bases 197 to 1432 code for a protein of 411 amino acids. NCBI's taxonomy places the organism in Eukaryota, Viridiplantae, Streptophyta, Magnoliopsida, Brassicales, Brassicaceae. Gene Ontology annotation, molecular function: protein serine/threonine phosphatase activity. The transcript has 4 exons. Gene Ontology annotation, cellular component: cytosol; nucleus. The record is from RefSeq and is a predicted model, not a curated record. Gene Ontology annotation, biological process: protein dephosphorylation.
CUGCCCGUUCAAAAGUCUCGGUCUGCCCGUAAAAUAAAGAUGAUUUAUUUAUUUAUAUCUUCUGCUAAUAUAAAGCUUCCAUGGCUAAUCUUGUUUAAGCUUCUCUUCUUCUUCUCUGUCCUGUGUCUCGUUUACUAGUUUUUUUUUCUCGGGGGAGAGUGAUGGAGUGUGUUUGCUGAACAGUUUCGACGAUCGCAUGGCUGAGAUUUGUUACGAGAACGAGACUAUGAUGACGAAAACGACGGCGACGGUGGUGAAGAAGACGACGACGACAACGAGGAGACGAGAACGGAGCUCUUCUCAAGCAGCGAGAAGGAGGAGAAUGGAGAUCCGGAGGUUUAAGUUUGUUUCCGGUGAACAAGAUUUCGUCGACGGUGAAUUACAGAAGCGGAGGAGACGGGAAUCCACCGUCGCAGCCUCUGCCUCCGCCGUGUUUUACGAAACGGCGAAGGAAGUUGUCGUUUUAUGCGAGUCUCUGAGUUCUACGGUUGUGGCAUUGCCUGAUCCUGAAGCUUAUCCUAAAUACGGCGUCGCUUCCGUCUGUGGAAGAAGACGAGAAAUGGAAGACGCCGUCGCUGUACAUCCGUUUUUUUCCCGUCAACAGACGGAAUAUUCCUCCUCCGGAUUUCACUACUGCGGCGUUUACGAUGGCCAUGGCUGUUCCCAUGUAGCGAUGAGAUGCAGAGAAAGACUACACGAGCUAGUCCGUGAAGAGUUUGAAGCUGAUGCUGACUGGGAAAAGUCAAUGGCGCGUAGCUUCACGCGCAUGGACAUGGAGGUUGUUGCGUUGAACGCCGAUGGUGCGGCGAAAUGCCGUUGCGAGCUUCAGCGGCCGGACUGUGACGCGGUGGGAUCCACCGCGGUUGUGUCUGUUCUCACGCCGGAGAAAAUCAUCGUGGCAAAUUGCGGUGACUCACGUGCCGUUCUGUGCCGUAACGGGAAGGCCAUUGCUUUAUCCUCCGAUCAUAAGCCCGACCGUCCGGACGAGCUAGACCGGAUUCAAGCAGCGGGUGGUCGGGUUAUCUACUGGGAUGGCCCACGUGUCCUUGGAGUACUUGCAAUGUCACGAGCCAUUGGAGAUAAUUACUUGAAACCGUAUGUAAUCAGCAAACCGGAGGUAACCGUGACAGACCGGGUCAACGGAGACGAUUUCCUUAUUCUAGCAAGUGACGGUCUUUGGGACGUUGUUUCAAACGAAACUGCAUGUAGCGUCGUUCGAAUGUGUUUGAGUGGAAAAGCCAAUGGUCAACUAUCAACCUCACCGGAAAGGGAAAUGACAGGUGUCGGCGCCGGGAAUGUGAUGGUCGGAGGAGGAGAUUUGCCGGAUAAAGCGUGUGAGGAGGCUUCGCUGUUGCUGACGAGGCUUGCAUUGGCUAGACAAAGUUCGGACAACGUAAGUGUUGUGGUGGUUGAUCUAAGACGAGACACGUAGUUGUUUCUUCUCUCUCUCUCUCGUAAUGGUUGUUUUUUUGUCCUGAGUCAUCGACUUUUGGGCUUUCUCUUUUAACCUUUUUUGCUCUUCGGUGUAAGACAUCGAAGGGUUUUUAAUUUAGCUUGAUUUUGGGCUAUGUCACUGUAGUGAAUCGCGGUUUAGAUCUACAAAGAUUUUCACCGGUAGUGAAAAUGGUAAAAGCAGUGAACUUUUGUAACUGCACAUGUGAAAGACUGAGUUUGGUUAGUUUCUGAGUUUCCUUAA